AGGGGGCCCCACGGCAGGGCCCAGCCUGGGGCUAUGGAGCCCCUGCCCCGGUGCCGCCCCUGCAGGACGAUCCGCUUGGUCCUGUGGGAAUUGCAGCCCCUGCUCUGAGCGGACCCUCCACGCCGGGGACCCGCUGGCGCUGAGAAUGUGCAACACCACCCUGGUCAGCUGCAACGUGGAGUCCAAGAUCGACCACCUCUUCCCCCCCACGCUGUACAUCAUGGUCAUCACCAUGGGGCUGCCCACCAACUGCAUGGCCCUGUGGGCCGCCUACCUGCAGGUCCGGCAGCACAACGAGCUGGGCGUCUACCUGCUCAACCUGUCCGUGGCCGACCUGCUCUACAUCGCCACCCUGCCCCUGUGGAUCGACUACUUCCUGCACUACGACAACUGGAUCCACGGGCAGGAGUCCUGCAAGCUCUUCGGCUUCGUCUUCUACACCAACAUCUACAUCAGCAUCGCCUUCCUGUGCUGCAUCUCCGUGGACCGCUACCUGGCCGUGGCCCACCCGCUGCGCUUCGCCAAGGUGCGCCGGAUCAAGACGGCCGUGGCCGUGAGCGUCGUGGUCUGGGCCAUCGAGAUCGGGGCCAACUCGGCCCCGCUCUUCCACAACGAGCUCUUCCACGACCGCUACAACCACACCUUCUGCUUCGAGAAGUACCCCAUGGAGGAGUGGGUGGCCUGGAUGAACCUCUACCGGGUCUUCAUCGGCUUCCUCUUCCCCUGGGUGCUCAUGCUCUUCUCCUACCAGGGCAUCCUGCGGGCCGUGCGUGGCAACGUCUCCACCGAGCAGCAGGAGAAAGCCAAGAUCAAGCGGCUGGCCCUCAGCCUCAUCGUCAUCCUCCUCUUCUGCUUCGCCCCCUACCACGUCAUCCUGCUGUCCCGCAGCGCCGUCUACCUCAGCAAGCCUUGCGACUGCAGCUUCGAGGAGAAGGUCUUCGUGGCCUACCACAGCUCGCUGGCUUUCACCAGCCUCAACUGCGUGGCCGACCCCAUCCUGUACUGCUUCGUCAACGAGGGGGCCCGCGGCGACGUGGCCAAGGCCCUGUCCACCCUGCUGCGCUUCCUCACCAGCUCCAAGCCCCAGGAGAUGGCCACUGCCUCGCUCACCCUGGACACCCCGCUCUCCUCCAAGAAGAGCAGCUUCUGCCGGCUCCCCGCGCCCCCCCAGCCCCCGCCCCCGCCCCCCCCGGGCCCACCCGAUGAGGAGCUGCAGAUGAAGAUCUUGACUUUCAACCCAUGA
This is a messenger RNA of Mauremys reevesii (Reeves's turtle), 1243 nucleotides long. RefSeq names its product G protein-coupled receptor 4 (gene GPR4). The transcript has a single exon. NCBI's taxonomy places the organism in Eukaryota, Metazoa, Chordata, Testudines, Geoemydidae. Gene Ontology annotation, biological process: G protein-coupled receptor signaling pathway. Bases 146 to 1243 code for a protein of 365 amino acids. The record is from RefSeq and is a predicted model, not a curated record. Gene Ontology annotation, molecular function: G protein-coupled receptor activity. Gene Ontology annotation, cellular component: membrane.